This is a messenger RNA of Lemur catta (Ring-tailed lemur), 3659 nucleotides long. It is a transcript of the gene USP3, whose product is annotated as ubiquitin specific peptidase 3. NCBI's taxonomy places the organism in Eukaryota, Metazoa, Chordata, Mammalia, Primates, Lemuridae. The transcript is spliced from 16 exons. Gene Ontology annotation, molecular function: cysteine-type deubiquitinase activity; zinc ion binding. The record is from RefSeq and is a predicted model, not a curated record. Gene Ontology annotation, cellular component: cytoplasm. Gene Ontology annotation, biological process: protein deubiquitination. The coding region runs from base 1698 to 3005 and encodes 435 amino acids.
AGUAUGGUCUUUGGACAGUUUUGAUUCCUAUGGGAUGAAACCUCUUGAAGUUCCUUUUCCAUCCUUACUUUUACUAAACAACAGUGUCAGUAAUUCCAGUGAGUUGUUUGGCGGGUAUGGCUGAUGCUGUAUCACUGAUACCCCUCCCCUCUGUAAGUAGUGUUCUGAUUAUCUGUUGCUGCAUAACAAAUUGUCUUACAUCCUGGUAGUCUAAAAACAACAUUUUGUUUUGCUUAUAAUUUUGUGGGUCAAGAAUUCAGGAAGAACUUGGCUGGGAUUGUAUCAGGUGGAGUACCUGGGGCUGGAGCAUCCUCUUCCAAGGUGGCUUCUUAAUUCAUAUGUCUGUUACCUCUGUGCUUCUUCUUGAUGUCUCUGUGUCCCCCAUGGUGUCAUAAUCUCCACAGUCUCUACACAUUGUUCGACUUCUCACAGUAUUUUGGUCUCAGGGUAAUCAGAUUUCUUGCAUGGUGGCUGGCUUCCCCGAGAGCAAGCAUUCCAAGUGAUAGCAAGAGGAAGCUGCGAAUUUCAUAAGACCUGGACUUGUAGAUUGCCAUAUUCAGUUGGUGGGGAAGUCACAGAGCCUGCCCAGAUUCAGGGAAUUAGGAUAUUGACCUUGCCUCUCCAUGGGAAGAGUGUGAAAGAAUUUGUGUCCAUCUUCAAUUUAUCACAGGACCAUUAAGCAGAAGGGAGAGGAGAAAUGCUGACCUGUGACUUUACAGCAAACAAUCUGCUUAUCUAAUGAUUCAGGAGAGAUUGACUGUCAGCCUGGAAUGAGAAGGGAAUAGAGGCAAAAGAGAGAUGCCAGAAGGAAGAAAAUGGAAAAUAUGUUCAUGGGAAAAGUAGAGAGGCAACCAAGAUAAGCUUUGCUUCAUAAUUAUCUUCCCUGCCUUGGCUCUGGACCCUUGGUUCUGUCCUGUGAUCUUGGCCCUGAGUCCCAGCCUGCCACUUCAGACCACUUGGACUUGGUGCUCAUGCUUGGCCUCCUCCCCCAGUAUUUGGACCUCUGCUUAGUUUCCCAGGCUCUUCUUUGGCUCACAACUUUGGUCCUGGGUACCUCCUGUGUCUUUUUACAAGAACUCUCCUGUUGCCCUAUUUCCUGGGAGUCCAGUACCUACUCCCAGAAUGAACAGCAUUGUGAGGGAUGGGGAAUAUCAGGCAAUAAUUUUGGCUGCACUCAGGCUGCUUUGGCACCUUUGGCAGUUGCUCAGAAUAGCUUGAUUUCUUCUUUUCUGGAGUAUAUUAUAACUCAGUUCUGGGUCUCUUUGUAUGACUUUAGGGGACUCAAGUUAUAGAUAGAAGAGGCUUCUGAACUUUUAGGAUACAGUAGGCUUGUGAGCAUGCAGCUCAGAGAGCAUUUAUGGUGCAUAGAGGAUAAUAGGCCUUGCUCUUAAACAUCUACACCUGUAUCAUUUGGAAGUGUGCCGGUCCAACAAAAGCCCCUGGGUCUGUUUGACUUGUUCAAGUGUCCACUGUGGAAGGAUUUGGGGAACCUGAAAAUACUUUGUACAGAUAACUUUUUUUGUAAAAAGAAGAAAAGUAGAAGCACUUAAAUUCUACACUUGAAGAGACAGAUUCCUCUCCUAGAUUUUGAGAGGUAUGUGAAUGGCCAUGCAAAAAAACAUUAUGAAGAUGCACAAAUACCCUUAACCAACCAUAAGAAAUCAGAAAAGCAAGAUAAAGUUCAACAUACAGUUUGUAUGGAUUGCAGUAGCUACAGUACAUACUGUUAUCGCUGUGAUGAUUUUGUGGUUAAUGACACGAAGCUAGGACUGGUACAGAAAGUCAGAGAACAUUUACAGAACUUGGAAAACUCAGCUUUCACAGCUGACAGGCAUAGGAAAAGGAAACUUUUGGAAAAUUCAUCACUAAACAGCAAAUUAUUAAAAGUAAAUGGAAGCACCACUGCCAUUUGUGCCACAGGCCUUCGGAAUUUGGGGAACACAUGUUUCAUGAAUGCCAUCCUUCAGUCACUCAGUAACAUUGAGCAGUUUUGCUGUUAUUUCAAAGAACUUCCCGCCGUGGAGUUAAGGAAUGGGAAGACAGCAGGAAGGAGAACAUACCACACCAGGAGCCAAGGGGACAACAAUGUGUCGUUGGUAGAAGAGUUUAGAAAAACACUCUGUGCUUUAUGGCAAGGCAGCCAGACUGCAUUUAGCCCAGAGUCCCUAUUUUAUGUUGUUUGGAAGAUUAUGCCAAAUUUUAGGGGCUAUCAGCAGCAGGACGCCCAUGAAUUCAUGCGCUAUCUGUUGGACCACCUACACUUGGAACUCCAGGAUGGUUUCAAUGGUGUUUCCCACUCGGCAAUUCUUCAGGAGAAUUCGACUCUGCCUGCAAGUAACAAAUGUUGCAUAAAUGGAGCAUCUACUGUUGUCACAGCUAUAUUCGGAGGCAUUCUCCAGAAUGAGGUUAACUGCCUCAUAUGUGGGACAGAAUCUAGAAAGUUUGAUCCAUUCCUAGACCUCUCACUAGAUAUUCCAAGUCAGUUCAGAAGUAAGCGCUCUAAGAAUCAAGAAAAUGGACCAGUCUGUUCAUUACGAGAUUGUCUUCGCAGUUUUACUGACUUAGAGGAACUUGAUGAGACAGAGUUAUAUAUGUGCCAUAAAUGCAAAAAGAAACAAAAGUCCACAAAAAAGUUUUGGAUUCAAAAACUACCCAAGGUGCUAUGCUUACAUUUGAAAAGAUUUCAUUGGACAGCAUAUUUAAGAAACAAAGUUGAUACAUAUGUAGAAUUUCCACUGAGAGGCCUAGACAUGAAAUGCUACUUACUAGAGCCCGAGAACAGUGGCCCCGAGAACUGCCUGUACGACCUCGCGGCGGUGGUGGUGCACCAUGGCUCUGGGGUUGGUUCUGGACAUUACACGGCAUAUGCAACUCACGAAGGCCGCUGGUUCCAUUUCAAUGACAGUACUGUAACACUGACUGAUGAAGAGACCGUGGUGAAGGCAAAGGCCUACAUUCUUUUUUACGUGGAACGCCAGGCCAAAGCUGGAUCAGAUAAACUUUAAUACCUCCUCUAAAUCAUCAUUCAUCAACUAUACCGGACAAACAUUUCCUAUUUUCCACAAAUACUUGAUCUAAGAUUUAAAUUCAUUAUGCACUUUUCAGUUUCCUAUUUUGGGUUUAGAUUUAUCAAUGGUAGUGACUUAUUGAACAUGGACACCAACUAAUUUUGUUGUUGUUCUACCAGAAAACCUCAGCAGACAUUUUGAUUUGCUGCUUUAGUUGUAAUAAUUUUUAUAUGUAGUUCCAAGAACUUAGUUCUGUUUGACUUUUUUAUAUUAAUGUUUUCAGUUCUCACUUUGAGGCACAUUUACAUCAAUGCUUUUGUUACUCUCACACGCUGACAGCAAGAUACGUUCCUGACUGUGAAGAGCGAGCGACACAAUUGCCUGCUGCCUUUUCCAAGCUGUAAUGGAGAUCAGGUUGACUCUAAAUCAAGGAUCACGUGCUCAUGUAAUUUGUGGCCCACCAGACUUCACAGUGACUGCUAAGUAAUCAUUCUCUUUGCCUGUUAAAGAUCACUGAGAGGGCAUCGUUAAGUAGAGCAGGUAACUGCUGCUCUGGGUGUCUCCAGGCUGCUGUGUGUCAGCGCUAACUAAAUCCGUCUGUUGGUUCAGUUGUACCUCUCCUGCAAAUACAAGACUUUAUUUGUUGGGGUA